AUGCAAGAUGAUAAAUUAACAUUGGAGAAAGCUAUUAGGGAGGUGAAAUCAUCGGAGCUUGUCAAGCACCAUCACGAUAUUCUAAAAGGAGACAGCGAAAAUGGGCUGAUUGGUCGCGUAAGAACAAAUCAACGAAAAGAGCAAGAUAUUUAUAUUGUGAAAAAUUUGAAAGAGCCAUUGGUGGGACGUCCAGCUAUCAAUGCCCUUGAUCUAAUAGCGACAGUCGAAGCGAUUCAGUCAAAUGAUGCAAGUGAUAUGGAAGAAGAAAUAAAGGUUACUUAUCCAAACUUGUUUAAAGGUCUGGGUGAAUUAGACGGAGAAUACAACAUCAAAUUAAAACCUGGUGCUAUCCCAUUUGCGUUAACCACACCUAGAAGAAUACCUUUAACGAUGACAAAGAAAGUUCAUGAUGAAUUGACGCGCAUGGAAAAACUUGGCGUUAUUUCAAAGGUUAAUAUUCCUACCGAUUGGUGCGCUGGUAUGGUUGUUGUUCCAAAAGCAGAUGCUAAAAUAAGGAUCUGUGUUGAUUUCACAAAGUUAAAUGAGUGGGUCUUGCGAGAAAUUUAUCCACUUCCGAAGAUCGAAAGUCUUUUGGCAGAAAUAAGAGGAUCAAAAUAUUUUCGAAGCUAG
Messenger RNA from Xenia sp. Carnegie-2017, 630 nucleotides. RefSeq lists its product as uncharacterized. The coding region runs from base 1 to 630 and encodes 209 amino acids. The record is from RefSeq and is a predicted model, not a curated record. NCBI's taxonomy places the organism in Eukaryota, Metazoa, Cnidaria, Anthozoa, Malacalcyonacea, Xeniidae. The transcript has 2 exons.